ACAAAAUUUUAUAAAAUAUAGAAAAGCGUUUAAGUUGAGAUUCAAAAUUAAUAAUUAUAUUUUAAUAAAAUGUUCAUUACAGUAAUUAAUUUUUUAUGUUUAACACUUAUUUUAUCAAUCGUUGAGAGUAGUCAUAACUUUGAAGAUACUGCAAUAAAAUUAAAAACAACAUUAAAAACGGUAUUAAAUAGGGUAAAAGUUGACAUUGAUGGAGUAGAGUUGCAUUACAAUAUAAUUGAAGGUGGGGAGAUAGUGCUUGUCAUUAUUAAUGGACAACGUGAAAUACCUUGUAAGUCCUACUACCAAGAUCUAUUGUUAUAUCUCGAUAACAAAUAUUACACAAUAAUCUUAAUUGAUAUUCCUGAAUUUGACGAUAGUAUCCCAAAUUCAAAUCUUACAGUUAAUAAUUACUUAGACAAAGAUGUAGGUGUUGUGAUCAGGACAUUAAGAAAAUUGGAUAUUUUUGAAUAUUCAGUUUUAGGAUGGGCUUAUGGAGGCAUUGUAGCAUUAUCUAUUGCAGCUGUAGAUACAGAUAUGGUAAAAAAUAUCGUUAUAAAAGAUGUUUAUCCAAAGCCAGAAAUAUAUUUUGAAUCGUCUCAAAAAUUUGAGAAUAAGGAACAAUGGAGUAAAAAAGUUUUAAAUAAAAUUACAGCAAGAGUUUUAAUUGUUUAUAUGUCGAAUGAAAAUUUUUCUAAACAAGAAGCACUAUAUUUAGAAAAAUGUAUAAAAAAUACAAUACUUCAAAAGUACCGUGCAACAAUGAAUUUAAAACAAAUGGGCCAUAUGAAUUUCUUUACGAAAUUAAUACCUAAUACGAUUAAGCCGAAAAAUGCUCUGAACAACAUUGUGGAUAUUUUUUUGCGAGAUGAACUACAUUAAUAUAUUUAUUUAAAAUUAUAUUAUUAGAGUUAAAAAAAGUCAUAGAUAAUUCUUGGUUCAUAAGUAAUUGUAUUUUAAACCUGAUUAAAUUUUAAAAUAUUGAAAAUUA
This is a messenger RNA of Daktulosphaira vitifoliae (grape phylloxera), 988 nucleotides long. Its product is annotated as valacyclovir hydrolase-like. Lineage: Eukaryota; Metazoa; Arthropoda; Insecta; Hemiptera; Phylloxeridae. Bases 70 to 879 code for a protein of 269 amino acids. The record is from RefSeq and is a predicted model, not a curated record. The transcript is spliced from 5 exons.